Bursaphelenchus xylophilus (pine wood nematode) is the source of this 2348-nucleotide messenger RNA. The record is from the annotation of a GenBank genome assembly. Lineage: Eukaryota; Metazoa; Nematoda; Chromadorea; Rhabditida; Aphelenchoididae.
AUGGGACAAAUGUCAAAAAUUGGAGAUCUGAUCGAGAGGAACACGAUGCUUCAGGAGAGAUUCAGGGUCAUGGAGCGGGUGGGACAAGGCGGAUUUGGGCAGGUAAGGUUUUUGCCUAUCUUUUUACUGAUUUUGCAAAUUUUUUUUUCCAAAAAAAUGUUUUUCGUAGUUUAGGUGUACCGUGGGAUCGACUUGCAGCGGGCCGGAGACCCAGUGGCCAUCAAGACGGAGAUGAGAAUGCAUCGAUACGCUCAGCAUGACCCCAGAAGAUUGAUCAUCGAAAAGGAUGUGCUGGUCCGAUUGAGGGGAAAAGUAAGGAUUUCUGGCGAUUCAAACAUCCGUAUUCGACCUUUUAAUUUUAAUCUCCAGCUCUUUCGAUAGGCGAAAUUAAGAUUUAUCGACAUUUUUUUUGCUUUUAAAUAGAAGGAGAAUUGCCAUGGAUAAUAUAGAAAACUGUCAAAAUGAACAGUUUCUUGUCAGAAUUGUAAAAUACGCUGUUUCCGGUCUAGGGCUGUGUUUGCGAAACAUCUUUUAUUAGAAAAGUUGCAUUUAUUUUAUCAAUUUUCCACCCAGACUUCCAGUUCCUCAAGGAUAAUAUAAUUGAUCUCUUGAAGGGUCAAAAUAAGACUUUAGUAGUCUAAAUUUAAUAUCAAUCAAUUCCACAGCCCCAGAAUUUUCCGUAUUUUCCAUUUCUGGACUUCUAGCGACAUCAUGGGCGGAAUGCCAAGAUUUAAAAAUUUGGCGGGAAUUUGAAUUUUUAAAUUCAAAAAAGCUAGGUUAAUAAUUAAAUCGGUAGAAAAUAAAGAGUAGAUUAAUUAUAGAAGCUAAACAAGGUUUUCAGCGCCAUAUUCCGAACGUUUACGCCUCCGGAAAGUGCGAAAAUGGCUGUCCUUAUGUUGUGAUGCAGUUCCUCGGAAAUAACUUGGAUUCUUUGCGAUGUUCCCGCGAAACUCGACGAUUCAGCAUGAGCACAACGAUCAGAGCCUCUCAGCAAGUAUGAUUUUAGAAUUUUUUUUGAAUAUUUUUUCAAAUUUUUUAUAAAUUUUUUCGUAUUUUAGGUUCUCAUGGGUCUGGAAUAUCUGCAUCGCCAAGGAUUCGUCCAUCGCGAUAUGAAGCCGGGGAAUACGUGCAUUGGGAAGAAGGAUCCAAGGACCGUCUAUAUCAUUGAUUUUGGUGGGUAAAAUACGACUUCUCUGUUGAAGACAAAAUAUUCGAAUGCUAAAAUGAAAAAAAAAAUUCAUUUUUUUAAAUGAAAAAUUUUUGGAUUUAUAGCAAGUUUUUAUAAAAUUUUCCCUAUUUUCAGGUAUGUGCCGUCGCUUCUACUACCCGGAAAAGGGUGUGUGGCGCAAGCCCCGUACCAGGGCCCAUUUCCGCGGGACGUAUCGCUACGCCUCGGUCCGCACCCAUUUGAAAAAGGAGACGGGCCCAGCGGACGACCUGGAGUCCUGGAUCUAUUCGUUUGUGGAGAUGGGCGUCAAGUCGGUGCCGUGGUGCAAUUCCGGGGAAGAAGAGACAACUGUAAGUUUUGUGGCCAAAUUGAAAAAUACGAUAACGUCAUUUUUUCCGCAUCCCGACUUUUCGGGUCGAAGACGGUUCGCGUCAAUACAAAAUCGAUCGAUACGGGGCGUAGGGCAGGUGGAGACCCAAAAAAUACAGUAGGAGCUGCCUACGAGGCCUGGCGAAACUGCUGGAUAGUCGGCGGAGACUUGGCGAAGAGUUGCAAUAUGCCCGCUUUUUCAAUCUUAGCUAUUACAAUACUCACGUUAGUUUUCUCUACCCUGGGUUAUUGUGACUUAUAAAAGACCUAAAUUGGCGGCAAAGAACAAAGAUCUGUAACUUUUAUCUAGAUAUUAUUGAUAUGAGUACAUGUAAAGUACCUCAAAAUAGGCGAUAAACUAUCCUAGGGCCCGAUAAUCUUAUUAUUUCUACUAACUAAGCUUUCUCCUAGCCUCAACCAUGCUCACAACAACUAAACGACGCAUAGUAUCGCUGACCCGAAAAUUCGUAGCGCUUCUCCAACUUUCUUCCGUAUUUUUUCGUAUAAAAUGUCUCCACCUUUGCAGGCGAUGAAAAAGAAUAUCCCGUUGAAGGAGCUGUGUCGUGGCGCUCCAAACGGAUUUCUGAAGUUCGCCAAGCUCGUAUUCGCGACUCCAUUCGACACGUUCCCAAACUACCAAGCUCUCCAUCAAGCGUUGAGGUCGGCCCUCAUCUCUGAUCACGAAUAUGUCCGGAAAUACGACUGGGAAAUGGAUGGAAAGUAAGAUUUUUUCGGGGGUUCUCUGAUUUUCUCUCUUGGCUGGUAUAAUUGUUUUAUUUUCAGCGACAUCGACGCCAUGUCUGAAGACUGA